This is a messenger RNA of Aspergillus costaricaensis CBS 115574, 390 nucleotides long. RefSeq lists its product as uncharacterized. Lineage: Eukaryota; Fungi; Ascomycota; Eurotiomycetes; Eurotiales; Aspergillaceae. The transcript has a single exon. The coding region runs from base 125 to 376 and encodes 83 amino acids. The record is from RefSeq and is a predicted model, not a curated record.
CAGUGUAAGACCCCGCGCGACAAUACCCAUUCAAUCAAUCCAAAAAGCAUAUAUUCUCCGUCGCGCCAUCAACCCUUCAAUCGUUCAAUCAUCUCCAAGCAAUCAUUGUACAGCCCUCGCAACCAUGGCUACUACUGUGUCCAUAACGAGUGACCUGGAGCCUUAUCUGGCAUCCCUCCGAUCGUAUCUGGCUAAGAAUAAGCCCCCAGCUUCUCCAACAGAGGAUCCAGCCGAAGAGUCCGAGACAAAUACCAGCUCGAGCAAUUCCGACCAACAAACUCAGCGAGAGCAGCCAUGUCGGAAAGGAAGCAAGAAUAACGAUCGUGCUGGCCGCCCCCGCCCGGUGAUGAAGAUGCGCUCGUGUCGAACACACUAGUACUGGUCUUAACC